UGUCAAUUCGGCAUCAAUAUAAUCAAUAUUCUGAAGGUUAUCUUGAUAUUUUGUACAUAAAACAUAUCUCUAACGUGUCCUCUGUGUCUCUGUAACGAUGAUAUUUAAGCUGCUGUGUGUUGGCAGACUGGGACGUGGCUCAGAAGAGGACAGUGCCGUUCUUCGCCUGGUCCCUGCUUGAGUCUGUUGGGCUGUCGGAGAUACAGCUGCAGCCGGCCGACAGCAAAGAAUGCAGUCGCUCUUUCACCGUGUACGGCAGCGACGGGAGAGCCAGCCGGGAGAUGCCGGCUUUCGGGGAGAUGCUCCACUGCCUGACGGGUCGAUGCCCGCACGAGUACGAGAUGUACGGCUGCUACUGUGGGCAGGAGGGCGGCGGUCCACCUCGGGACCAGCUGGACAGGUGCUGUUUCUUCCAUCACUGCUGCCUGAAGCAGAUCAGCUCGAUGGGCUGCAGGUCAGACAGGAAGCUCAACGCUCAGAUCUCCUGCGAGGGCGCCAAACCUCGAUGUCAGGGUGUCUCCGUGUGCGACAAGCUGCAGUGCGUGUGUGAUAAAACGACGGCAGAGUGCAUGGCGGCGGCCCACUUCAACCACAGCCUGCCAUUGCAGCGGUGCCGCGGCCCCGGACCUCCCUGCCGCCGGGCCAGCAGACCCCCCAAACCACGAGGGUCUCCUCAGUCCAGCGAGGAGAGCGAAGAGCCGCAGGGAGGAGGAUCCGACCUGGACAAACCCAUAAAGGACGAGACGGAUACAAACACGCCGCCGCUGCCACACCGAGGUCACAGCAGUGAGGAAAGUUCUGACCUGAAGGACGAAGACAAGUCAAAUCCUCCUGUUGGAUCAUACAGCACCUCCACACGUCCUGACCCUCCUCUUCCUCCUCCUCUUCUUCUUCUUCCUCCUCCCUCCAGCGAGCAGAGCAGAGAGCCACCGACACACAGCGGGAUUCAAACCCCCAACCACAGGCCGAGUGCGGUGCCGAGCCACGGGCACCGACCGGCGGGGAGGCCAGAAGGGAGACCAGAAGGGACUGGGAUGAAGGAGGAAGAGGAGGUGGAGGAGGAGGCGGUGGGGGAAGAGGAAGAGGAAGAAGAGGGGGGAGGAGAGGAAGAGGAAGAGGAAGAGGAAGAGGAGGAGAUCUAGAAGCUCCAUCGUUGUUUAAAGAUUGUUGUAAUUUCAAUAACAGAAAUUAUAAUUUAUAGAUGUCAAAAAUCAAAUGUUUACUUUGAUUUUCUGAUUUUUUUUUUGAC
This is a messenger RNA of Morone saxatilis (striped sea-bass), 1249 nucleotides long. Its product is annotated as otoconin-90-like. The coding region runs from base 282 to 1142 and encodes 286 amino acids. Gene Ontology annotation, molecular function: calcium ion binding; phospholipid binding. The record is from RefSeq and is a predicted model, not a curated record. Gene Ontology annotation, biological process: arachidonate secretion; phospholipid metabolic process; lipid catabolic process. Lineage: Eukaryota; Metazoa; Chordata; Actinopteri; Moronidae. The transcript has 5 exons.